AUGAUACUCACAUACCGCCGCUUCAGGCGUACAUACCUCCGCCGCAUCUUGUGGGCGCUCGCCGCGCUCUUCCUCCUCGAUGUCGUCCGCAUCAUCUCCAGCCGGCCCUACACCCUUCGGUCUCCCUUGGUGGAGAAACGGUCCACAGCGAGCCCGGGCGCGAACGACACCUCGGUCUUCAUAGUGUCGGUACACAGGAACACGGAAGUGAUCCAGAGGGCGUCGUGGAACGAGGCGGUGCUGUCAUUGGUCGACUACCUCGGCCCCGAGAACGUGCACAUCUCGGCCGUCGAGUCCGGGUCGCAGGAGGGCACCAAGGAUGCCUUGAUAGAGUUGCAGGCCGGGCUGGACGCCAGGGGCGCUUCCAACGAGAUCAGCCUGGGCAUGACGGUAUGGGAGCAGCUGGACGAGAUCGACACGCGACCGCCGCCCAACGCCAGGGAGCCCGGGUGGAUCUGGAACGCGGCCGAGGACCAAUUCGAGAUGCGCCGUAUACCUUACCUCUCGAGAGUGCGCAACCAGGCGAUAGCACCGCUGAGGCGACUGGAGAGGGAAGGUAGGCGGUUCGACAAGGUGCUCUGGUUGAACGACGUCGUGUUCGAUGCUCAAGAUAUCCAGACCCUCCUCGAUACGCGCGACGGCAACUAUGCGGCGGCUUGUUCUAUGGACUUCAAGUCGUCGCCCUUAUACUACGAUACAUUCGCUUUACGAGACGAUAUGGGCCAGAAGACAGCGUCCCUGCAUUGGCCUUGGUUCCGGUCGCCGAAAGCCAGAGCCUCGUUGCUCCGAAGUGAACCAAUUGAGGUUACGUCCUGUUGGAAUGGGAUAGUGGUAUUCGACGCUGCUCCCUACUACAACAACCCGCCCCUACUUUUCCGUGGUAUCGAGGACAGUCUGGCGGAUUUCCACCUGGAGGGAUCCGAAUGCUGCCUGAUCCACGCGGACAACUACCUGUCUUCAGAAAAGGGAGUCUGGCUGAAUCCCAACGUCCGAGUUGGCUACAAUGUGAAGGCAUAUAACCGGGUUCAGGGCGACCGGUUUCCCGGCCCCUUCUGGGCAAUCGUGGGUGUCUGGGUGAACCGCAUCGUGAGUUGGCGGGCAGGCAUCCAGCACUCACUAGAGAUGCGUCAUGUUCAUAAAAAGAUCGAUUCAUGGACCGCAGAGACUCCCCAAGGGGAGCUGGCCCGGUUUGAACCCGGGGAGGCUUGCCUGAUCAAUGAGAUGCAGAUCAUGUGGUCGAAUGGCUGGAAGCAUCUGUAG
Messenger RNA from Neoarthrinium moseri, 1260 nucleotides. RefSeq lists its product as uncharacterized. The record is from RefSeq and is a predicted model, not a curated record. Lineage: Eukaryota; Fungi; Ascomycota; Sordariomycetes; Amphisphaeriales; Apiosporaceae. Bases 1 to 1260 code for a protein of 419 amino acids. The transcript is spliced from 2 exons.